AUGACGGAGGAGCAGAAGGUCGUCGAGCCCGUCGAGGGCGGCACGGACUUCGUGCGCUACCACGAUAGCGACGAGAGCGACGACGAGACGGCCAUCGACGCCGAGGACCCGGCCGCGCUGGCGGCGGCGGCGACGGAGGCGCUGGAGGCGGCCAUGGCCCAGACGGCGGACGCCGACGUGCCGGCCGAGCUGCACGCGCUCGCCGGCGCCGUCAGCGAUACGCUGGAGGCGGCGUCCGGCGCCGACGAUCCGCCGGAGCCGCCGGCGUCAAAGCCGGCCGCGAAGACGUUCUCGCGCCAGGCGCCCAAGGCGGUCAGACAGCCGAAGCCGUGCGUCGUCGCGCCGGAGGACGACGUCGGCAUCAGCGCGGACGAGAUCGGUCUGGUGGCGGGCGGCCUCGGCCGCCUGCGCGUCGCGGUGCUCGACUCGGACGAGGAGGCCGAGCCGUUCGUGGUCGGCCCCGUGCAGGACGACGACACCGUCAUCGAGUCCUGGGAGGAGCGCGACGCCUGGGACUUCGUGCCCAUCACGCUCCGCGGCGUGCCCGCGCGCCCCCUGCUCGAGGGCGAGCCUCUGGCCCUCGACGUGGAUAUAAAGACGACGCGCGCGUCCAUCGAGAUCCACCAGCCGAGGAUCGACCUGAUCCUCACGCCCAUCGGGCGCAUCUGCUGCUGCGCGUCGCAGCCCUGCGGCUGCCCGCGGACCAAGGACCAGCGCCUGCUCACGCGCGGCGUCGUCACUGAGGUCGGGUCCAACAGGACGAAGACGCGGUUCCGCGCCGACUUCGACCUCAAGCUGUCGCGGACGUACCUGGACCACCAGGUCACGGACGAGGGCCUGCGCGGCGUCGCCUUCGACGCCUACCUGCGCAUCCGGAGCUCCUUCGAGGCCUACGAGCCGCCGCGGGGCGUCGGCGCCGGGCCCCGCGCGGACGGCACCUUCGAGUACACGCUCGACGAGGAGAUCGCGAUCAUGGACAAGGUGCUCUGGCGGUGCAACAACGUCCCCCGGCCGCCGGACCGCGUCGUCGAGCUCGGCGCGGAGCUCCACGUCGAACGGCCCCUGACCGUCGCCGUCGCGCCCCUCGCUCCCGGCGGAGGCGAGUUCCACGUGGCCCUGACGAACGACCACGCGACGCUGCCGCUGCGGCUCUGCACCUGCGACCUGGGGAACCCGCGCUUCGUCCACGUCAAGGGCCGCAAGAUGCCCGCGGACCUCGCGCCGGGCGACCGCUGGGACUUCGACGUCGAGGUCGUCGACACGGCGAACUUCACCGACGCCUACAUCGAGCUCACCUUCUGCUGGCGCUGCGGCGACGAGGCCGCGGGCGGGCCCGACGUCGGCCGCGCGCCGGGCACGUGGGCCCACUUCGUCGCCCAGGAGGUCAUCAUGUGGACGUCGACGAAGCCCAAGAGGCCCACGCCCGACGACCCCCAGGACGCCGAGCUCCUGGAGAUUCGCGCGAGCACAGCGCACUUCAUCGCGCUAGCGCACUUACCCGAAGGUCACUCGCUCGAGAUGUACGGCGGCGCGGGCGCGCUUCAGGCGCAGGCGCAGGCGCUGGCGCUGCAGGUGUACUACAAUCCGUGGGCGAUGUACCAGCCCCCGUGGCCGCUGCUCGCCGCGCCGCCGCCGCCCGCCGCGCAGUGGCCGCUGCUCGCCGCGCCGCCGCCGCCCGCCGCGCCGACUCCGACGAGCGUCCUCGAGGUGCCCGCGGCCGCGGCGCCGCCGCCGCCGUUCCCCGAGCAGGCGCCCGCGGCCGCGGCGCCGCCGCCACCGUUCCUCCAGGAGGCGCCCGCGGCCGCGCCGCCGCCGCCGCCGUUUCCCGAGGAGGAGGCCGCGGCCGCGCCGCCGCCGCCGCCGUUCCCCGAGGAGGACGCGCCGGCCUUCGCUCCGGAGGAGGCGGCGCCCGACGACGCCGCGUGCGCCAUCUGCGACGACGCCGCGGGCGGCGCGCGCACGCCCUGCUGCGGCACCGCCAUCUGCGCGGCUUGCGUCGCGCGCGCCGCGGCGUCCGCGAACGCGGCAUUCAAAUGUGCUUUUUGCUUGGACGCGUCCCCGGCGUUCUACGCCUUCGCGCGCUCCGUCGGCGCGCGCGUCGACCUCGAGGCGCUGCCGGCCUGGGACGCCGACGCCGGCGACGACCUCUGCCCGGCGCUGCCCGCGUGCGCCGCGUCCUGCUGCGCGUGCCCGCACGGCCCGGCCUUCGACGCGGCGACGGCGCGCGCGACGCGGUCGACGAGCGCGGCGGUCUGGAACCUGCUGGCCUGCGAGAGCUGCGGCGUGUCCUACGCCCACGCGGGCUGCCUGGCGAAGCGGCGCCGCGGCGGCUUCGUGUGCGGCCUCUGCGAGUCGGGGGACGACGACGACGCGCGGCCCGCGCGGCGGCCCCGCGUCGCGACGCCCGAGCCCGCGGCGCCGCCCCGCCGCUCGCCGCGCCGCGACGCGCCCCCCGCCGCGGGCGCCCUCGCGCUCGCCGCCGCCGAGGACGCGCGCGCGCCCCGCCGGCCGCCCGCGGAACCGGCGCCGCCGCCGCGCCGCGCGCCGCGCCGCGCGCCGUCCCCGGCGCCCGCGCCCGCGCGGCCGCGCCGCGGCGCGCCGCCGGCGGACGUCGACGCGCUCGUCGCGCGCGACCCGCGCAUCCGCGUCGAGCGGGAGAACCCGAAGAAGGCCGGCUCCAAGAGCGCGCUGCGCUACGACGCCUACAAGUCCGCGUCGACGGUGCGCGAGUUUCUCGAGCUCGGCGGCACGCGCGCGGACCUGCGCCACGACAUCGCCCUCGGCUACGUCGUCGUCGUCGACCGCGCGCCGACGCCGCCGCCCCGGGCGCAGCGCGCGACGGCGCUGCCGUCCUUCGUCAAGUCGUGCCCGGCUUACCUCGGCCGCGCCGCCGCGGCCGUCGCGCUCCGCGCGGGCGCCGCGCCGGGCAUCCCCAACGGCGACCCCGCGCCGGGGUGGCACAAGGAGAUCAUCCCGCGGAAGCACGACCCCCGCGAGGCCGACGUCCACUUCUACGACGCCCGCAGCGGCCGCCAGUUUCGCUCCCUGGCGUCGCUGCGCGCCUUCGUCGCGCCCGGCGACGUCGACCUCGACGCCUUCGACUUCCGCCACGCGGCCGGCCGCGCGCGCUGCCCGCCGGUGCCCGCGCGGAGCGAGAUCAACGGCGCGCUCCGGGAGAUCUGGGGCGGCCUCUCGAAGCGGGAGCAGGCCGCGGCGCGCGCCGCCGCGCCGGGCCGCGACGUCCCGCCGCACCCGACCGCGACGGUGCGCGCGGCCGAGGCCGCCGUGGACCGCACGGGCGGCACCGCGGAGCAGCGCGCGUUCGCUUCGCUCAUGGCGGCCGUCUACUCCCACAACAAGACGUACUAG
This is a messenger RNA of Aureococcus anophagefferens, 3369 nucleotides long. RefSeq lists its product as hypothetical. NCBI's taxonomy places the organism in Eukaryota, Pelagophyceae, Pelagomonadales, Pelagomonadaceae. The record is from RefSeq and is a predicted model, not a curated record. Gene Ontology annotation, molecular function: DNA binding. The coding region runs from base 1 to 3369 and encodes 1122 amino acids. The transcript is spliced from 3 exons.